AUGUCAUAUUUAUCGAUAUGCAAGAUUGAAUAAUUGGUCGAAAAGUAUAUCAUAGUCCAAUCAUCCUUAGAAGAUCUGAUGUAGAACUGUCAUCGAAUUAUUUCUGAUCAUCACAUAUAAAUGUUGAUGCCCCUUAAUGCUUAUUAUGAAUCUAAAUCACUAAUUUAGGAAUUGAUGAAAUCUUUUUACCUAUUGUUGCCAGAACAAGACUUCAUUAUUGAAGAUACAGAACCUAAAAUUCCUAUUAAAGAUAAUCUCGUGAGUGCUAUUAAAGUUGAAGUUCUUCCUGAGCCUUAGUAAUAAUUUAUAACAUCUGUUACAAAAUUUAGAAAUCUUUCACAUAAAUCCUCUAUGAAAUCUUCAGUAAAAUCAUUGAGGAAAUCCUCAAUUAAUAAAUAAGAUCGUUAACAGCAAACCUAAUAAGGUUCACUUCAUAUUACAUUUUCACCGAUUCCCCUAUAAAAUGAAUAAUAAGAUGAGGAUGAGGAUAGAUUUUAUAGAGGUGUAUAUGAAAUGAAAAAAAAAUAAUAAGAACAAAUAAGAAUGUAAUAUAAAAUUUAUACUUUUUGUUAGCAAUAAGCAUGUAUCUGAGUAACAGAAAGUGUAACUUUAGUAAUAAUUGCUAGAAUUAAAAAGAAAAUGCAAAAAUGGAGUUUUGACAUUUGAUAAUGAUGGAUCUGUAAUUUUGACAAAGUAAAAAGUAUUAAGUAAUGAACUUCAAGUUCAUCCAGACACCAGAAUAUUUGCUUUGAAUUUAAAAAAUCAAGGCUAAAAAUUAAAUCUCCAAACCUAAGUAACAAAUAUAGUUAAUUCUUCAAUUCAAAGAAAAUAACGGUUGGCAAAAAUAGUCAAUAAUACCAAAAGUGAAAUUCGUAUGGAGACAGAGCCUAUAAGGGUUAGUAAAUCUUUUAACAGAAUAAAUAAUUAAGAUUUGAGGUCUAAGUCUUUUUUAAAAUAAUUACUUAAUGAUCAAAGUUUGAAAUUGACAAAAAAAGAUUUCUCUUAACUGGUUGGUUUGUAAAAUAAUAUUGGAGAUGUCUUACAUUAAAAAAUAUUAAGAUUGACUUAAGUAGAAUAAAAAAGAGCCCAAUAUAUUUAAUAAUAGCAUUCAAGAAGUAUCACCCCUUUAAUAAAUGAAGAAUAUAAAGAAGAUGAAAAACCAAUCAUUUUAAGUAACAAAAAAUAAGGGAAAAUAAAACUAAAUGAUUUAAGACUUAUGGAUUCAAUAUCAAAUGAUACUCCAGAAAUUUAUUUUCAAAAUAUUAAUGAAAGUUACAAUACAAAACAAAAUCACAAUUCAAAAUAAAUUAAAUAAGAUCUUCCUUUUCUCUAAAUGAAAAUAAAAUAAUCAAAAUAUGCAAUUUUAAAGGAAAAAACAUUAUAAAAAAUAAAUCCAAGUGUUAAGCUUCGGUCCUACACAACUCACGAAUGA
Paramecium sonneborni is the source of this 1432-nucleotide messenger RNA. The record is from the annotation of a GenBank genome assembly. NCBI's taxonomy places the organism in Eukaryota, Ciliophora, Oligohymenophorea, Peniculida, Parameciidae.